This is a messenger RNA of Cimex lectularius (bed bug), 1213 nucleotides long. Its product is annotated as 5-hydroxytryptamine receptor 2B-like. Gene Ontology annotation, cellular component: dendrite; membrane. The coding region runs from base 137 to 1024 and encodes 295 amino acids. Gene Ontology annotation, molecular function: serotonin binding; neurotransmitter receptor activity; G protein-coupled serotonin receptor activity. Lineage: Eukaryota; Metazoa; Arthropoda; Insecta; Hemiptera; Cimicidae. The transcript is spliced from 4 exons. The record is from RefSeq and is a predicted model, not a curated record. Gene Ontology annotation, biological process: G protein-coupled receptor signaling pathway, coupled to cyclic nucleotide second messenger; chemical synaptic transmission; serotonin receptor signaling pathway.
CAAAAUAGCUCUUGUGUGGCUUUUGUCCAUGCUCGUCUCCAGCUCGAUAACAGUAUUAGGUAAGACUAAAUCAAGCCAGUCAGUUCAGAAUUAGAGAUAACAUGUUGUCUCAGGGGUUCACGACGCGUCUAACAUAAUGCCCGAACCGCACCUGUGCGUCAUAAACAACAGGACGUUUUGGAUCUUCGGCUCACUAGUCGCCUUCUACAUACCCAUGGUCAUCAUGGUCGUCACAUACGCUCUCACGGUCCAGCUUUUAAGAAAGAAGGCCAGGUUCGUCGCUGCGGCCGGGGAAGAGGAGCAGCGUCACUUCAGGCGCCUGGGAGGAAGGUUCAAACACAGAACGCCGCAAAACAACCUCUACAGGACAUCGGGGAAAGGAGCAGAAAGGUACUUUCAGGUUGGGAACGAGCAGGGUUUCACGAACGGUCCGGAAGGGGUCGUCGACAGGUCCACGCAGACUCCGGAGAGCAUAGCCAGAGAGACAAGAAACUGCAGGCUUAAAACGCUAAAACUUCAACUCAACGUCACUCCGCCGACUUUGAAUUUAAGGUUUUUAGCGAGUAGGUCCAAACGGCAGACGAUGGCGGCCAACGUCGUGGCGACUGAACAGAAGGCUUCCAAAGUUCUCGGUGUAGUGUUCUUCACCUUCGUACUCUGCUGGGCGCCCUUCUUCAUCCUCAACAUUCUUUUCGCCAUCUGCCCUUCGUGCAACGUGCCGACCCACGUAGUCGACAUCUGCCUUUGGCUGGGUUACGUCUCGUCGACAAUAAACCCAAUUAUUUAUACGAUAUUCAACAGAACAUUCAGAGCCGCGUUUAUAAGGCUUCUGAUGUGCAAGUGUGGCAGGUGGACCAGGCCAGCCAGGUACAGGUCUGUGAACGAAGCCCGAGGAGGAGGAUCCGCCUUUCCUCUGGCCCUGUCGAUCCAGGGUACACCGGUCUUGACGCCAGCAUCCGCCAGUUCGUACCUGAGGACGCCAUCAGCGUUCCCUGAUUCCUUCACCGUCGGAGAAGGUCCAUGACAGGACACGCAAUUCAAUUAAAAGACUAAAAAAAAAUUCUGUGUCUCAGUGGCCCGGGCUUAGUGAGCGUCGCCCUUUUCAAAACAAAUCCGUGUGCCGUCUUCAUUCUAGUCAUAGCGAGUGAAUUAUUAGAGCUGUAGCGAUCUCUUUAUAAAGACAAUCUUCAUAAUGUAAUUAAACGAAAUAAAG